Messenger RNA from Trametes versicolor FP-101664 SS1, 396 nucleotides. RefSeq lists its product as uncharacterized. The coding region runs from base 1 to 396 and encodes 131 amino acids. Lineage: Eukaryota; Fungi; Basidiomycota; Agaricomycetes; Polyporales; Polyporaceae. The record is from RefSeq and is a predicted model, not a curated record. The transcript has 3 exons.
AUGAAGGCUUUCACUCAUGCUAUGCAUGCCUUUUCCGACGGCGUAGAAGCCGCAGCGCACGUUGUGGACGCUGCGGUUCAUGUUGCGGACGCUGCGGCCCAUGCCGUUGAGGCUGCAGUCGAUGUGGUCGAUGCUGUGGUUGACACAGUGGUCGAUGCUGUGUCCGACGUCCAACGCUCCCCCAAUUCUACGACUUCAAACUGCGCAGCCUCCUUCGAGGAAUACUCCGAGGCUGAUGGUAGAGGGGCUGAUGAUCAGGACGCGCUGGACGAGUACGACUAUACGCCCCAAGCCGUUGAAAAAAUUGUCGAAGUCGAAUAUAUACAAGUGUCGUCCAGCGGCUCCGCGGUUGGGAUUGAGAUCGAGGAUGAAGAUCCGGAAGAGCCUGACGAGUAA